Molecule: messenger RNA, 879 nt
Organism: Rotaria socialis
Lineage: Eukaryota; Metazoa; Rotifera; Eurotatoria; Philodinida; Philodinidae
Source: the annotation of a GenBank genome assembly
AUGAAAUGGCUCUAUUUUAUCCUAUUAUUAAUGGUGGCUAUGCUUGUUUGUUUUGCGAAAAAUGAACAGCAAACAGUGAUAUCUGAAAUAUAUUCACUUGAUGGCGACUUCGACAAGAUUCGGGCAUCUGAACACAUACAAUUCGAAUUGACUCACGUCAAUAGUGAACCGAGUGUCAUCAUCGAAACGGAACAAUGGUUGCAUACAGGCCAAUAUAUAACUGUCACAACAAGACCGAAUGAUUAUCUUGAUAUCAAAUUGGCGAGCGGCACUAAUUAUCCAGCAAUCAAAGUGUAUGUUAAUUACCGCAAAGCUCUCCUUAGUUUGGAAAUAGAUGGAAUGUCGUCAAUGAGAUCAAGAAACGUCAUUUUUAGUAAUCCUUCAUCGCUUUUGAAUAUUGCACAUUCUGGAGCUGGCAGCGCAAUACUCAAACUACAACACGGUUCUAAUAUUAAUGUUGCCAUAUCUGGUACAGGCCAACUCUCUUUGUCCGGUCGAGUUCAAGGGAAUGGACGAUUGAGCGUCUCAGGUACUGCGCACUUGGAUGCAAUCGAGUGUCCAAUGAAUAUUGCGACUGCUGAAGUGGCUGGAUCUGGAUCAGCUUCUGUUUAUGGUGUAAAAGGAGUUCAUGCCACCGUGAGUGGAGUUGGUAACAUUUGCUAUCGAGGACCUUUGCUUAGUCAAGUGAUAAGUGGUCUUGGCUCGAUCAAACAGUGUAUUGUUGAAGGGACAUCUGCAGAACCUCAACAAACAGCUACAAAACCUCAACAAACAUCUACAGAACCCCAAAAUUCAUCAUCGCAAAGCGACAAAAUCAUGGAUAGAAAUCAACGAUUAUUAGUGAUUCUUGCUACUACAGUUUUCUUUCUCUUCUUCUAA